Culicoides brevitarsis is the source of this 6318-nucleotide messenger RNA. It is a transcript of the gene Patronin, whose product is annotated as patronin. The transcript has 21 exons. Lineage: Eukaryota; Metazoa; Arthropoda; Insecta; Diptera; Ceratopogonidae. Gene Ontology annotation, biological process: cytoplasmic microtubule organization; neuron projection development; negative regulation of microtubule depolymerization. Gene Ontology annotation, cellular component: microtubule minus-end. Gene Ontology annotation, molecular function: spectrin binding; microtubule minus-end binding; calmodulin binding. Bases 462 to 5549 code for a protein of 1695 amino acids. The record is from RefSeq and is a predicted model, not a curated record.
GUGACGGACUGGAUUUUAAAAUUCCCAAUAAAAAACUUGUAAUUUGUACGGAUUUUGUAGCGAAAAAUGCUUUAAUUGCUGAUUAAAAUAGUGUUUAGAUGUCUAAUUUUUGAUAAACCACAAAAGGAAUGGUUUUAAUGUGCUAAUUUACGAGAAAAUAAGUGUUUAAAAAAUUUUGUGUGCUGCUCUUAUUUUUUUUCUCUCUCAUCAUCUUCUUCAAAUAAAUAUAUAUAGUAGAUAUAAAUUUAAUUCGCAAUCCAACCAACACAGUUCCGAAAAAAUUCAAAGAAAAAAUCAAUUCAAAAGGAAAUAAACAAAAAAGUGUUGAAGAAAAAAAAAUAAAAAAAAGAGAAAAUGUCUCAUUAUGCGAUUUAAGUGUUUGAAGAAAAUUCUGUAAAAGCAACAAAUCACAAGAAACUCUCUUUUUUACGGAUUAUUUUGGAUACACAAUUAACCGGAUAAUGGAUACACAAGACGCAGUAUUUGCCAAACAGCGUGCUUGUAUGAAAUGGAUUCUCUCGAAGGCGUAUAACAAUCGUGUGCCAGACAACCUGAAGGAGCCCUUCUACCGAGAUCACGAAGGCAAGGAACACUUACAACCGCAAAUUGUCGUCGGGCUGGGCAAUGCCUCGUUGUAUUGUCAGGUGCUGGCGAAUCUCUACUCCGAUCCAAAUUACCAAAAUCGAAAUCAUUUUUCGAUACUGCAAACGCUCUCGCGCAAAGGGGUGCAUGUGCACGAAAUUGGCGAUGUGCAGCUGACGGAAACGGUGUUGAUUCAAACGAAUCCGCUGAAAAUUAAUGCCCACAUGUCUGUGAUAGAAGCACUUAUGGUUUUGUACGCAAAGGAAAUUGCGUCGGGCGAUCGCGUUGCAUCGGCAAUUGCGCGCAUCACAGGUGCCCAACUGGUCGACACGAAAAACUACGAACAGGCAUUCUUGCAUUGGGUGCAACACGUGUGCGCCGCCCUCAAGAAACGCAUUGAUCAGGAGCUCGAAAUCGAUGGGUACGACGAGAACGGACAACGCUUGCAAUCGCCCGAAAUUCCGCCGUUGCGCGAUUUCAAGGAUUUGUGCGACGGCGUUUGCCUGGCAUACCUCAUCUCGUUCUAUUGCCCCAAAAUUGUUCCUUGGACUAGCGUUAGAAUCAAAUAUUUGCCAAUUGUAGAGGACUCAAUACAUAACGUUUUAUUAGUUAGUAAUUUUUCACAAAAAUAUUUGCCAUAUUCUGUAUUCCAUAUGACACCUGAGGACAUCAGCUACAUGAGAGGAACUAUGAAAUAUAAUCUUUUAGUAUUACUAGCAGAUUUGUUUAAUCUUUUCGAAAUUCAUCCGGCCAAAUGCGUUUGUUAUCCAGAAAUGGGUCAACAAGAAUCUGCAUCCGGAUCGAAAGUCGUCAAUGAACAUGGAAUUGUGACGAAGCGUAGCGCUUUUGUCAUCCAACAAAUAACGCAAAUACCUGAUUUGAGACCUGGAUUGGAUUCACCGACAUCGACGAAUCGUCCGCCGUUUCAAGUCGUUCGAUCACCUUCAGGGACUCAACUCAAAAGACCGACUCCGCCUCGAGAAGCGCCCGAUCAAUCGGUUGACGACGGAUUUGUCGUGCAUCGCAGCAAAGGAGUGCCAACAUUAUCUUCCAUGAACGAGCCUUUGAUGCCGGCGCGCAUCCGACAGGCAAAGGAAAAAUCAAACAACGAUUCAAAGGCUGAUGAAAGAGGCGAUAGUAUUCCCGCAGGACGCCCAAGCAACUGGGGAGAUCAAAGACAUAACACUUUCGCAGGUCGUCGUUCACGUCGCAACUCUUUCAGCGAAGAGUCUCAACUGACUAUCGAGAAUUUCGGUGGUUCGCAAGAUCAAAUCAACCUCAUAGGACGUUUCGAUCGCGGCGGAAGCGUCGGCGAUGAUCGUGUUCGUCGAAUCUCAAAUACGAGUGCGCCGCCCGUGCAAAAUUUCCCCUUGGAACAGCUGCAACCCGUGCGAUCGUCUCUCUCCGAUGCUCGAAGCACGUUGCAACUUGGUUACGACACAGAUUCCGGUUCGGAAAAGCAGGAUAAGGACGACGAGAAAACUCCGGCGUUGCGUCGUCAAACGAGUGUCGACAAUGUGAAUCGAAGCCCAGCUGUAACGGCGAUGCGACAACAUUCCAGAGACAAUAUUGACGGCGAAAUUAGUCGAGUGAAGCAAAUGGCGGCGGUAUAUGGCGCAAAUGAUAGUUAUGAGAAACCCGCAGCAGGCAAAGCGACGUUCGCAACAUUGGCAAAUCCGACGACGUGGCAACAGCAAACGGUGCAUCAUCAACAUUCGGAGGAUAUUGAUGACGUUCAACCGUAUGUCGACGCAUCAAAACUCUCGACGAUCCGUUUGAAGCUCGAGGAGAAACGUCGUCACAUCGAAGCGGAAAAGCGCAAAUUGGAAGCUGCCGUCUCGAAAUAUCAACAAAAGGUUGGAAAAGCUGCCUUUUUACAAGCUAUCAAUAAGGGUAAAGGUGAAAGUACAUCGCAAGACGAGUCACGUGCAAGCAAAGAUUCAAGUUUAAGCAGUAAUAAAACCGAAGAAGAUUCAAAUGCCAGCAGUUCCAAACCUGAAAGACCUUGUAGUCUGCAGGAUAUUACCGGAGAUCCCCUCGAAGCAAGAUGGGAUAUUCAAAUUGACACAAAAAGGACGCCAGAUUUGGAUCAAAUGGAUAUUGAGCAGUACACGCAAAGUAUCGCAAUGAUGAACACCAAUUUGCACGAUAUCCAAUCCGACAUUCAGCGAUUGGCGAGUCAACAGAACCAAAUUCAAGCUCAAACGAUACAAGCGCAACAAUUAAUGCAUGCACAACAGAUCGCCAACAUCCUCAGUCAGCAACAAUAUGGCUCGCAAGUGAAUAUCAGCAACAGCGGUUAUCGCCCCCUGAACAGCAGUUUCGGUUCGAGUCCCCAUUUGUCGCAAUCGCCUCAAUACAACACACGUCCUCCGUCGCGCGAUCAUCAUCAGAUGCAAACGAUCCAAUAUGUGAACGAUCAAGGACAAUAUGUGAACAACAGCCAACCAAGUUACCCAGUUUACGCCCGCGAAAAUAGUCAAACGCAGUUAAUCCAAAAUAAUCAGUUUUCCAACCAAUAUCAGACGUACCAUCAAGACUCGAACCAUUACAGAGAUCCCUACAGCGGAUAUCAGCAGCAGCAGCAACAACCCGAGCAACAGUCGAACAACACUUUUUACUUGCACGAUCAACAACAAGCUCCGCCCCAGCCGACGCAACGUCGCACCUGGGCUCAAUCCGCUCAAAUGCAACGACAACAGCAAGAGCAAAUGCAACAACAACAAUCGCAGCCCGAAAUGACGACAUGGUCCCAAAAUCACAACAAAAUCGAUUCGCGUACAUGGAAAUCGACGCCGAGCAACAGCAGCAGCAACGACAGCGGCAAAGGAAGCGGCGGUUUCAUGUUGCAUCAACAAAACGGAGGCAAUGGCGAUCCCGAACAGUCAUAUCAAAAUCUCUUCCCUGUGCAUGCAAACAGUCCGCAGCAUCGUCAGCACCGACAAAUUUCCCAAAUGAUGAGUAACGAGUAUAAUCGGGUCGAUAACAGGAUGCAAACGCCUCCCGAUGACGUAAUGAUGGCUCCGCAGAGCAUUUCUUUCAUUGCCGACGAAGAUGGCGGCGAAGUUGAUGAAAUUCCUGUGAGCAAGCCGGCAAUUCGCCCGAGAACGGCGCCUUUUAAUCAACAUCAAGUGCAUCAAGAACAACAAAGGGAAAGCACUCCGCCUGCUAAUUCAACGAAAUUGGAGCUGAAUUUGGCGAAAUUGAAUAUUACCAGUGGAAAUCGUACUUAUCGCAUACCGUCGCCUACGAGACCCGCCAUAAAUCCAAAUAGUUUUCAGAAUCCUCAAGAAGAUACAAGUGAAAAGGGCUUCUACAUUUCCUUCGACAAUGAACAACCGAAGAGACCAAAGCCUCCAUUGCGAACAAAAAGAUCCCCGAAAAAGGACAAAGACUUCGAUAACAAAGAAAAACUUGAGUCAAAACAAGCAUCCAACGACUACAGCAACAACAGCUCCGAAAAAGAACAAAUUGAAGAGCCCAUUGCUCGUCGUAACUUUGGAUCACAUCAAGCCUCUCCGCCCGCAAGUGUUCCCCAAUACAUCCAACAACCUCCAGUGCCAGCAGAUCGUCGUCAUUUGGAAGAUCUGACGAACCAAUCGUCGCAAAUGAACAACAUUAUUCACAACAAUUCGUACCAACAACAAAUGCAAAAUAAUAACAACAAUAAUGCACCGAAAGAGAGCAAAGCGAUCAUCAUUGGACCUGAAUCUGGUUUGGAUCCCAACUCCGUUGACGAAAUGGAACGCAAAAAAGAAAAAAUCAUGCUCCUCUCAUUGCAACGUCGACAACAACAAGAAGAAGCAAAAGCUCGCAAGGAAAUCGAAGCUAUGCAACGUCGAGAACGCGAACGCGAAAAAGAAGACGAAAAAGAACGUAAAAAACUUGAACAAGCUGCACGUCGAGCUGCAAUUUUAGAACAACAUAAACUGAAAAAAGCUAUUGAGGAAGCAGAACGAGAAGGCAAAACACUUGACAAGGCUGACUUAAUGCUGCAACAAAAACUCCAACAACAAAUGCCAAAAUUGAGACCGCAAAAGGUUGUUCGUCCUCGUCCGAAGACCAUUCACGUCGAAAGCGGGUCUGUAGACUUGAGUGAAGCUUCGAGCAUGUCUAGUCGAGGAAAACGCGGAUCAAAUACGAAUUUAACGGGCGUUGGAUUACACUCAAAUUCCAAUUCAAAUUCGAACACUAUGAGACGUGAUUAUUACCGAGGUUCUCAGGACUCAUUAGCUAUGAGAGAACCAGUUGCUGAACGAGGUCGAACACUGUCACGCAUACAAAUUGCCAAAGCAGGUGCUAACUUCCGGGGUCGUAAAUCAAAUUCGCUUAUGAAUCUGUGUGAUUCAGAUUCAGGCUUAGGUAGAGCAACGCCGCCACGCAGAGCUCCAUCUCCCGGCAUGGGUCCGGGUGCACGUCAUUUACCAUCUCCAUCGGGUCCCGGCUCCUUGCCGCCCGGUUUAAUGACAAAACGACGAAUUUUCGAUGACGGAUCCAGUGAUAUCUCAUCGGCAGCCAGCUCCAUGCUGGAAUACAGUGGUCCACGUUUGUACAAGCAACCAGCGACAAAGUCAAAUCGUGGAAUAAUCUUAAACGCCGUCGAAUACUGCGUUUUUCCGGGUGCUGUGAAUCGUGAGGCCAAACAAAAGGUCUUGGAGAAAAUUGCGCGUGCCGAAGCAAAACACUUCCUUGUGCUGUUCCGUGAUGCCGGAUGUCAAUUCCGUGCGCUGUACAGUUAUUACCCCGAAAACGAGCAAAUUAUCAAGCUUUAUGGCACGGGACCGAGUCAAGUAGAUGAUGUGAUGUUUGAUAAGUUCUUUAAAUACAACUCGGGUGGCAAAUGUUUCGCUCAGGUCCAUACAAAACACUUAACUGUUACAAUUGAUGCAUUUACAAUUCAUAAUUCAUUGUGGCAAGGCAAAAAAGUGGCUUUACCAAGUAAAAAAGACAUGGCAUUAGUUAUAUAAGAAAAUUAUCAACUCUCGAAGAAACACUAAUUAAUAAAAAAAAUCGUACGAAAGAAGAGCUACAACUAAAAAAAUCAGAAAAUAACUCAAGAGAAUUUUUAAUAUCGUUUUAAUUUGUAAAAUUAAUUAAUUAAUCAUCAUUGCUAUUAUUAUUAUGUUUAUUAUAUUCAUAAAAUAUAUAUGUUUAUCAUUAAUUCUUACAACAUUACAACAAAACUCACGUAUCGUUAAAAAAAAUAUUUUAACCGCGAAUUAAAAAAAAAUAUUGUAAUGUCAAUAAAUGUGGAGGGAAAUACUAACAAACCCGCUAAUACACGAAAAAAUAAAUAUUUAAAAAUUAUUCUAAUCAAUUUUAGCGUCAAACCGAUGUAAAAAGUCAUUAGAUGAUAGAAAAAACGCUUUCCAGUUUCAUUUUUUUUAUUAUUAUUUAUAAUUAUUUACAAUUAAUGAAUUAAGAAUUAAUAAUCAGGAAAAUCUUAACAAAAACCGCGACAGGUUGAUUAACAAAAAAAUUUAAAAAAAAACAUCUUUAGUUAAGUUCCAUUAAUUAAUUAAAUUAAAUAAAAUAAAAAUGUACCAAUUUAAUCUGAAAAACAAAAAAGUUCUUGAGCUCUUCUGAGAAAGACUUGAUCAAAUUCAAUCCAUGACUGAAAAUUUUUUUCUCGUUCUUCUACAAUUUUAAAGAGUUUUUUGUAGAGACCAACAACCACUUUUUAAAUAAAUAAAAGAUAAAAUGCCAAGUCAACUCCACUAAAAAAAUAAAGUUUUG